This is a messenger RNA of Nerophis ophidion (straightnose pipefish), 2764 nucleotides long. RefSeq names its product beta-1 adrenergic receptor-like. Gene Ontology annotation, biological process: G protein-coupled receptor signaling pathway. Gene Ontology annotation, cellular component: membrane. The record is from RefSeq and is a predicted model, not a curated record. Gene Ontology annotation, molecular function: G protein-coupled receptor activity. The transcript has 3 exons. The coding region runs from base 184 to 1260 and encodes 358 amino acids. NCBI's taxonomy places the organism in Eukaryota, Metazoa, Chordata, Actinopteri, Syngnathiformes, Syngnathidae.
CGGGGAAUUGAAGAGGAGCAUGACUGUAUCUCCACGUCAUUCUUCACUGGACUGCAGUUGACGGAAUUUGACUUCCCUUUGCAACGUUUGCUCUGCUGCUUUAUGACUCUUUACUACAAUAAUGCAGCAACCUGUUUCCUGAGUCACCCCACCACAGCAGGGUGAAGCAAUCCAUGGUGGGACAUGACGACGCUGCCUCUCAACACCUCAGCAACUUGUGCAGAACUUGAGUCAGGACAGACGUCAACCCCUCCCUGCACGCUUUGUUGCGGUGGCCUGGUCAACCGCACCUUGGCUGUAGGGUUCAUGGUCAGCCUGGCUUUUGCUAUCGUGGUUGGCAACAUGGUCACUCUUACAGUCUUCCUGCAGACAAGGCAGUCCAGGACACCUCAGGGAUAUCUAAAAGUGUCUCUGGCUGUAGCUGACAUGAUGGUGGGUGUCUUUGUGGUUCCGUUCUCCAUCUACACCGAGGUGUCCCUAAUGGUAGCCAACUCGCCUCCCAGUUGGUACAAGCGUGGCUCCACUUCCUUGGGGGAAUGGCUACGCUCUUGGCAGCCCUGCAUGCUGAUUGGCCCCAUGUUUGCCCUGUGCACGUUUGUCUCCAUUACCACCAUCUUCCUCAUGACCGUGGAAAGAAGCGUGGCCAUCCUGUGGCCUCUCCGCAAGGACACCUUAGUGACACGGAGACGGACUCUGCUUCUGGUCGUGCUCUCCUGGACUUCUAGCGUUUUGCUUGCGCUGGCGCCCCUCAUCUUGAGCAGCAGCUUCACUCUGGAGUACGACGAGUGCAGUCGCAUGUGCAUCUACACCCCCUUGAACCCCCAGUUAUCUGCCAAUAGCCAUGUGUUGCUCUUAUUCCCAGCAUUUGACUUCACACUUCUUAGUGGCACCUUAGCCGUUAACAUUGUGUCCUUCACAAGCAUUCGACGUUACACCAAAAGGCGUGAACUUCUCUCCGAGACCAGUCCAAAUGGUGGAGGCUGCUGCAAAAGACCCACCCUGUCAGAUAUCAAAGUUGCAAAGACAAUCUGCAUCUUGACGUUGACCUUCACGGCGUCCUUCACUCCUAUUGCAGUGUUUGUACUCGGGAAUGUGGUCGGAUACACCUGGUGUAACUUUUCCUUUAUUGCUUUCUGGAUCUUGGCGUGUAACAGUUGCUGUAAUGUAAUCAUCUAUAGUGUGAGAGACCAGCGCUUUAGGAAGGGCGUGACCCUCCUCUUCCAGCGAGAGCACUCGCCUCCUAAAGGGGAGAAGAUCUGAGGGACGGAAAUGUAUCAACUUCAAUAAUGCUAUUGAACAUUCAGUGAAUAAUUGUUGCAUGGCCCUCAUCAGGGGGUGCUAAAGUCUAUUCCAGCCAAAACUGGUCUCUUACAAAUCACAGGGCAUAUAUAAGCAAACGACCAAUCACACUCACAUUCACACCUGUGGACGUUUAAUAAUAAUCAUAAUAGUAACAAUUUAUUUUAUUUGUAAAAAGCACAUUACUUUGAGCAAACAACCUCAAAAUGCCACAGUGUGAAAAAAUAAAUAAUAAUAAUAAUAAUAAAUAAAUAAAAUAUAAAACUAGAAACAGCCCAAUAGCCAAAACCAGAAUGCAUAUCUAUAAAAAGGCUUUUUUUUUAAAAGAUGGGUUUUCAAGCCUUUUCUAAAAGCAUCCACAGUCUGUGGUGCCCUCAGGUGGUCAGGGAGAUCGUUCCACAGGCUGGGAUCAGUGGAGCAGAAAGCCCGGUCUCCCAUAGUUCGUAGCUUUGUCUUUGGUGGUUGGAGGAGGUUAGCCUGUUUGAAGCGGAGGUGUCGUGUGGAGGAUUUGGGGGUGAGCAGAUCUUUGAGGUAUAGACAGGGCCAUUUCUAUGGAGGCACUGGGAGAUUUUUAAUUCAAAUCUGAAUGGAACAGGAAGCCAGUGAAGGGGAUUUGAGAGUUGGUGUGAUGUCAUACUUGCCAACCCUCCCGGAUUUUCCGGGAGACUCCCGAAAUUCAGUGCCUCUCCCGAAAACCUCCCGGGACAAAUUUUCUCCCGAAAAUCUCCCGAAAUUCAGGUAGAGCUGGAGGCCACAAAUUUAAAGAAAUUAAAAUACAAAAAUAACAUUCAAAUUUGUAGUUUGGGGACCCCUAGUGUAAAGCAUAAACUGUGAAGCAGAGUCUAUGCCUGAUAUUAGGGAAGUCUGCACUGUGGUUUAGUUUACUGUGUGUGGACUUUGUUAACUGUGUGAAAAUCAACAUUUUUGUGUGUAAGCAAUCAGAAAAAAAACAGUAAUGGCAGCAACACAUUGCAAAAAAGUUGGCACAGGGGCAUUUUUACCACUGUGUUACAUCGCCUUUCCUUUUAACAACAUUCAGUAAAUGCCUGCUUUAUUUUGAUGAACGGGCAUAUGUUUCGACCGAAGUGUGUCAUUUUGCAAAUAAUGUAGGAAUUAGGAAAAUUUAAUGUGAUGUUUGGAAAAGUGUGUAUAUCUUUUGAAAAAAGACACAGUUAGUAAAAUUGUCUGAAAGCAAGUGGAAAAAACUGUAAUGUUACAGGUGUUUAAUAAAAAAUACCAGCAUGUUUAACACCACAUGAAAGUGGUUGGUUUUUGGCAUCUUAAUUGUCCAGGGUUAAUUGUCCAGGUGCCGCGAAUGUCAAUCAAGUGUCCAAAGGGACGUCAUAUUAAAAGAUUGGUGAUCGCUAAUUUAUAGGACUCUUUUUUUAAUGCCUGGCUGGUGCUCGACUGACACACCUAUCAUGAUCCACCAGUAGCUCGUGAUCAAUGAAGGGUGGUCUAAAUC